UACUUUGUGGGAUCAUCUGGGUUUUGCCAUGAAGUAUCUCUAUGUUCCUACCAUUCUCUGUACUAUUGCAGGUUGGGAUCUUUUCCAUUUGAAUGAUGCCUCCUCAACCCAUCAUGUUGCUUUUGCCAAAUAAUACAAUCAUAUCUUUGACAUUUAAGCUAACAGUCAUUCCUGGCCUGGAAGCUGCCCACAUAUGGGUUUCUAUACUCUUUUACUUCCUCUAUGCCAUUGCCAUCUCUGGGAAUAGCAUGAUCUUGUUUGUCAUCCUCACCAAUCAAAGCCUUCAUGAACCCAUGUACUAUUUGCUCUUCAUGCUAUCAGCCACCGACAUGUGCCUGUCCCUCUCCACUAUGCCCACUACUCUAGGUGUCCUCUGUUUUAAUAUACAAGAAAUUGGUUGGAAUGCUUGUAUUAGCCAAAUGUUCUUCAUUCAUUUCCUUACUGUCAUGGAGUCAUCAGUGCUCUUGGCCAUGGCCUUUGAUCGCUAUAUUGCUAUAUGUAACCCAUUGAGAUACACCACCAUCCUCACUCCAACCAAGAUUAUCCAUAUUGGAAUGAUUAUAAUGGCAAGAGGGACUAUACUCAUGACUCCUCUCCUUGUUCUUCUUAAGCGUCUUUCUUUCUGCAGGGAUAAUAUUCUCUCUCACUCCUACUGUUACCAUCCUGAUGUGAUCAAAUGUUCCUGCUCUGAUAUCAGGGUCAACAGCCUCUAUGGUCUUAUUGCUCUCCUUUUUUCCUUUGGUCUGGAUGCUCCUUUGAUUGGUAUCUCCUAUGUGUUGAUCCUUCAUUCUGUGUUCAACAUUGCAUCCCCAGAGGAACGAUACAAAGCAUUUAGCACCUGCAUCUCCCAUAUUGGUGCUGUGGCUAUUUUCUACAUUCCCCUCAUUGGACUCUCUGCUGUUCAUAGGUGGGGAAAGAAGGCACCUCCAUUUGUUCACACUUUGAUGUCUAAUGCUUUCCUCAUUCUUCCCCCUGUGCUAAACCCAAUUAUCUAUAGUGUGAAGACCAAACAGAUUCGAAGGGCUAUCCUAAAGGUUUUUCUGAAGAAAAGAUAUUGA
This is a messenger RNA of Monodelphis domestica (gray short-tailed opossum), 1058 nucleotides long. RefSeq names its product olfactory receptor 51F1-like. Gene Ontology annotation, cellular component: plasma membrane. Gene Ontology annotation, biological process: G protein-coupled receptor signaling pathway. The record is from RefSeq and is a predicted model, not a curated record. Lineage: Eukaryota; Metazoa; Chordata; Mammalia; Didelphimorphia; Didelphidae. Gene Ontology annotation, molecular function: olfactory receptor activity; G protein-coupled receptor activity.